Molecule: messenger RNA, 1336 nt
Organism: Rubroshorea leprosula
Lineage: Eukaryota; Viridiplantae; Streptophyta; Magnoliopsida; Malvales; Dipterocarpaceae
Source: the annotation of a GenBank genome assembly
AUAGUUUCUCUCCUUCUCUUUUUAAUUUUUUUUUUCUGGUUUUCAACGCCGUCCCUAUCAAACCAUUCCAGCCAUGGCCAAUCAAUUUCCUGCCUAUGAGUUCCUCAAAUCAAAUCAACCCCUUUGGCAUCAAUUCAGCAAUAUUCAAAAGGAAAUUGCUGAAAUUAUUAAUGAAGAUCCUUUCUGCCACAACAACCAGAUCCACAUUGUCUCCAACAAUUCCAUCAAUUUGGGUCCAAUCCUGAAGGAAACAACCACUGCACUCCUAUGCCUCCACUACCCUCAACCGAGUAAGCAUCUAUUACCCUUUCAAGUCAAACCAGAUUGGAGUGAGUGGUUAGCAUGCAUCGUUGCAUGGCCGAUAGUAAUUGAAGGCGAAUGGCCGGCAUGGGUAAAAAGGUUGGAACCUCACUUUGCAGCUGUAUGGAAAGCAAAUGGAAUUUUUGAAUUUAUUCAUAUGACCACAACUCAAGUGCUGAUAAACAAAGCCAUUCUGACAGCAGCUAUUUUUUCUCUAACCGGUCUUCCCUGCAUCGAAGAAGAGGUUUCUGCCUUGCUGCCAACUAUUCUUGUAGAAGAAUAUGACCCGGAUGACACCAGAACAACUUUCUUGAGUUUCCAAAGGAACUCAAUUCUCGCCACCAAGAUGGGAGGUCUGUUGCCCAAGAGUUCAUUCCUCUUGCUGUCGGUUUGGCACAUGUGGUGCUCUUUGGGUCCUACAAUUGUGGCUUUAUUCUUAUUUCCCAACUGCGCCCCUGAAUUUGAGAAAGUUGAUGAGGAAGAUUUGUUGACUUACGGCAUUUCCACUAAGCUUGUGGUCGUAAAGGUCGAUCCUCCUUGCUCAAUGACCAAAGAUAGUUGGUCUUCCCCUAAGGUUACAAGCAAGCUUUUCCAAACUGUAGAAUUAAAUGAGCAAGCCGACUUCACAAGAGAAGAACUGCAGCCGGUCACCACCUCACCGCCAAAGCCUAUUGCUUCUGCACAGGCUGAUUCACUCGUGAUUGAGAUAGAUGAUGAUGUCCUUGAGAAAAAUAAGAUUGUGGAAGAAGAAAAGAACAAUCCGGAUAUCCCUUCUCAGGAAUCCAUUGAUGUUGCCACCCACCUUCUUCUUGAGCUAUUGAAUGGUAAUCCAUUUGAACUUUGCCAAGUCAUUGAUCAAAAUGAGGCAUUCAAUGCAUCAGUGUGUAUGUUCUGGAGCAAUUUCCCUACCGUUUACAAGAACUUUAGCCAACGGUUUAUGAAUGAGGAGAAAGUUGUGUCAGAAACAGCCGCGGCUGUAGAUCUUGCUCGACAAUGUAAAGAUGCAGUAGAGAAGAAAAUGAGUAUUUAUGAAGAG